Phoenix dactylifera (date palm) is the source of this 2667-nucleotide messenger RNA. RefSeq names its product putative NOT transcription complex subunit VIP2. The record is from RefSeq and is a predicted model, not a curated record. NCBI's taxonomy places the organism in Eukaryota, Viridiplantae, Streptophyta, Magnoliopsida, Arecales, Arecaceae. Gene Ontology annotation, cellular component: CCR4-NOT core complex. Gene Ontology annotation, biological process: regulation of DNA-templated transcription.
AGACCGACUCUUAGUUGGUCUUCUCCGGACAGCGCACCCUUUUCACUUUUGCUCCUCUUUGUUCUUCAUCGCCCUUGCUUCUCUCGAUCGAAGGCGACACCCCCCAUCCUUCUCCGCCGCUCGACCAUUUCCCUUCUCGCAUCGCUGGCGCCCAUUUUCUCUCGUCGUCGAAGUUACAAUGCCACUUUGGUAAAGCUCAGGAGGUCCAUUAACAAAAGAUUGAAUGGUGGAGUGUAUUGAGGUGCUUUGAUCAUCCACGAAGAGUUUGGAGGUCUGCGGCAAGGUCUGGUUGGGUCUGUAUGGAGAAGAAGUAAGAAAUCUUGAAGUUUGAGUAUAGAUUAGGAGACAACUGUCAAAAACCGAAAAGCCUUCAGACAUUCAACAAGAAUGAGAAGUUGUUGCAUCUCGAAUUGAGUUUUCUGUGAAUAUUCUUUUCAGCACAAUGUCCGGGUUGCUUAAUUCAACACUUAAUGGUUCAACAUCAAAUCUUCCUGACUCAACUGGCAGGCCUUUCACAUCUUCAUUUUCCGCUCAAUCUGCAACAACUCCAGGUUUUCAUCACUCUGGUGGUCUGCAAGGGCUACACAACAUCCACGGAAGCUUUAACAUUCCAAACAUGGCAAGCUCACUUGCAUCCAGGAAUGCGGCAAUGAGUGGCGUCCCAUCAAGUGGUGUUCAGCAACCAGGAGGAAACAUAUCUAGUGGACGAUUCGCAUCAAACAAUAUUCCAGUUGCUUUGUCUCAGAUUUCACAUGGUUCCGGGGUAACCAAUAGAGGGGGCAUUAACAUUGUAGGAAGCCCUGCUUUUAGUAGCAGUAUGAGUGGAGUUGGUGGUUCAAUACCUGGGAUUUCCUCGAGCUCUGCUACUGCUGGCAACCGUAGUUCUGUUCCUGGGUUGGGUGUAUCUCCAAUUUUAGGGAAUGUAGGUCCUCGAAUAACAAGCUCAAUAGGGAACAUGGUUGGUGGAGGAAGCAUGGGAAGAAGCAUAAGCUCUGGAGGAUUGUCUGUUCCUGGCCUUGCUUCUCGUGUAAAUUUAGCUGCUAAUAGUGGAGCAGGGAACCUUAAUGUACAGGGACCCAACAGGCUGAUGGGCGGCAUGCUUCAACAAGCACCUCAAAUGCUUGGUAUGCUUGGGAACUCUUAUCCUACUUCUGGAGGAUCAUUAUUGCAGAGUCAAAUACAAGGAGGGAAUAAUGCAUUAAGCUCUAUGGGGAUGUUAAAUGAUCUCAACUCCAAUGAUGGUUCUCCCUUUGACAUGAAUGAUUUUCCUCAAUUGACUGGGAGACCCAGUUCAGCUGGAGGGCCACAAGGACAAUUGGGUUCAAUGCGCAAGCAAGGAGUUGGUGUUAACUCCAUUGUCCAACAAACCCAGGAAUUUAGCAUCCAAAAUGAAGAUUUUCCAGCUUUGCCUGGAUUUAAAGGUGGCAGCUCAGAUUUUUCUGUCGAUUUGCAUCAGAAGGAACAACUUCAAGAGAAUGUUCCUAUGAUGCAGUCACAGCAUUUCAGUAUGGCAAGAUCUUCUGGAUUUAGCUUAGGAGGGACUUACCCAUCUAACCGUCAGCAACAACAGCAGCAUGCUGCAGCGGUCAGUAGUGCUGGGGUCACAUAUUCACCUGGAAACAAUCAAGAUCUUAUCCAUCUACAUGGAUCUGAUUUAUUUCCAUCUUCUCAUGGAACCUAUCACUCCCAGAUGCAAAAUAGUGGACCACCUGGCAUUGGAUUGAGAUCAUUAUGCUCUCCAAAUGCAGCUUCUGGCAUGGGAGCAUAUGAGCAGCUCAUUCAGCAAUAUCAACAGCCACAUAAUCAAUCUCAAUUUUGGCAGCAACAGAUGUCUGCUGUUAAUCAAUCAUACAGAGAUCAGAGUCUGAAGUCCAUGCAGGGGAUACAAACUGCUCCUGAUCGGUUUGGCUUACUGGGCUUGUUAAGUGUUAUUAGGAUGAAUGAUCCAGAUCUGACAUCCCUUGCUUUAGGAAUUGACUUGACAACUUUAGGGUUGAAUUUGAACUCAUCAGAUAAUCUUCAUAAGACAUUUGGAUCUCCAUGGUCUGAUGAGCCGGCCAGAGGAGAGCCUGAGUAUUGCAUUCCAUCUUGUUAUUGUGCCAAACAGCCACCUCCACUACAGCAAGGAUAUUUUUCACGGUUUAAUCCAUUGACACUGUUUUACAUCUUUUACAGCAUGCCAAAAGAUGAAGCUCAACUUUAUGCUGCUUCUGAACUGUACUCACGGGGAUGGUUCUACCAUAAAGAGCACCAACUAUGGUUCACAAGAGCAAACGUGGAGCCUCUGGUUAAGACUCAGACGUAUGAAAGGGGAACCUAUGUCUGUUUCGAUCCAAACACAUGGGAAACUAGAACUAAGGAAAACUUUGUUCUCCAAUACGAGGCAGUGGAUAAGAAACCAACUCUUCCUUCCGCGCGCCCUUUAACAUAAGCCAAUUAUCUUUUGAUGUAAAAGGCCCAGCAUGUGUCAUUAAUUCUAGAAAUAAACUCGAUCCAAUCUAUUCUCCAUUCUCUUUAAAGCUGUGGUUUUUUUUUUGCAACUGAGUUGGUAGGUGAUUUCUGUCGAGCCUCGGCAUCUCUAAAUUGACCCCAUAGUUCAUUAGGAAUUUUCAUUCCGCAUUUGUCUCUUUCUUUUAAGAAUAUCCUGUGAUGUGAUUUUCUCAUUAA